This is a messenger RNA of Myotis myotis, 2183 nucleotides long. RefSeq names its product solute carrier family 25 member 45 (gene SLC25A45). The record is from RefSeq and is a predicted model, not a curated record. Gene Ontology annotation, biological process: transmembrane transport. Bases 886 to 1884 code for a protein of 332 amino acids. Gene Ontology annotation, cellular component: mitochondrion. Gene Ontology annotation, molecular function: transmembrane transporter activity. NCBI's taxonomy places the organism in Eukaryota, Metazoa, Chordata, Mammalia, Chiroptera, Vespertilionidae. The transcript is spliced from 7 exons.
GGCCCCUCUUCUACCUCAUCCUGCAGAAGAGGGAGUCGGGUCCCUGCCCUGCCAGUUGGGUUGUAGUUGUUCAAAGAGAAGUGGCAGUCAAAGCCUUAUCCUCCAAAGCAGAGAAGUGCUCCACCCUUUAUACACUCAGUCCCCCCACCCCCCAUGAGGCUCAGGAAGAGGAGCCACGGGAGGCCACGGUAAACAACCCGGGGAGGAGGCCUGGCUCCAGGCCCGGUGAGUCACUCCUCCACCCCGCCAGCUUCCUUGUUUCCCAAGGCCCAGGAAGACCCGGGGCCCAGGCCUGCCCCCUGGUGGCCAUGCUGGCUCUCUCAGUCGGACCGCCUGCUGUCUGCUGUGGGACACCAAUGGGAGUGCGGGCCAGGCAGGGCCUGUCCCCAGUACACUCAUUAAACCACUGCUGGCCAAGGCAGCCUGGAGGGGCCCAGUCCUGCUCACACUUCAAGGCCACCGUUGGCUGGCAGGGCUGGCAGGUUACCGUGGGCCGUCAUCGGGCCCCAUGAGAUUUCACACUGCACGCCUCCCAGGCCGUCAGGGCCACCCAGGCUGGCUUGCUCCCCUCUCCUGGUGCCCAAGGCCUGGGUUAAACAUUAGUGGGAGGUUAUCAGCCGGGCUCGGGGCGGGAGAAGGUAGUUACACUUUCACCGCGUCCGCUCUGCGGGAGCCACCGUCCCCACCGGGCUGGACGAUGCCUGUGGAGGAGUUUGUGGCCGGCUGGAUCUCCGCACAGACUUGCUCCCUCAGCCUGGCGCUUGGCCUCACUUAUAGCACCUUCUUGUCACUACAGGAGCACUGGGCUUGGUGCUGGGACACCCCUUCGACACUGUGAAGGUGCGGCUACAGACCCAGAGCACCUACCGAGGCAUCAUCGACUGUAUGGUGAAGACUUACCGCCAUGAGUCGAUCCUGGGCUUCUUCAAGGGCAUGAGCUUCCCCAUCGCCAGCAUAGCCGUGGUCAACUCGGUCCUGUUCGGAGUCUACAGCAACGCCCUGCUGGCGCUCACGGCCACCUCCCACCACGAGCGGCGCCUCCAGCCGCCCAGCUACACGCACGUCUUCAUAGCCGGCUGCACCGGGGGCUUCCUCCAGGCCUACUGCUUGGCCCCUUUUGACCUCAUCAAAGUUCGGCUACAAAACCAGACAGAGCCAAGGGCGCGGCAGGGGGGGCCCCCACCCCGGUACCGGGGGCCCGUGCACUGUGCGGCCUCCAUCUUCCAGGAGGAGGGACCGCGGGGGCUGUUCCGGGGAGCCUGGGCUCUGACGCUGAGGGACACCCCCACACUGGGCAUCUACUUCGUCAGCUAUGAAUGGCUCUGUCGCCAAGCCACGCCAGGCGGCCAGAACCCCAGCUCAACCACAGUGCUGGUGGCAGGGGGCUUCGCCGGCAUCACCUCCUGGGUGACCGCCACCCCCUUGGACGUGAUCAAGUCGCGGAUGCAGAUGGCCGGGCUGGAGCAGAGGGAGUACCAGGGGCUGCUGGACUGCAUGCUACGAGUACCUCCUCCACCUGUGGGGAUGAGGCUGCACAGGCGCUGCCCGCAGCUCCCCAGGUGGGACGGACCGCCACCCACCUGCCCAGGUCGGAGGCCAAGUGGAAAGCACGGGGGUGAGAUUUCAAUGCGAGAGUCUCAGCCUUCCUGUCCAGGCACCUCGCGGCCUGGAAGGUGCAGAUGGGGCUGGGAGGUGGUGAGGAGCAGGCCCCGCCCCCGUCCUGAUUCCUUCGUAAACAGCUACCUUAAGCCGUGGUGCUGGAGACAUCCCGGCCACCCUGUGACUUUACCCUCCACCUGCCAGGCUGCCAACUCUCCCCUGGAUUCCAGGGCGGUGCCCUCAGCCGCCUCCCACCCCAUCUCCUUCCCCACCUCUUCCCCCUGACUCAAGUGUGGCCUUUACACCGCCUGCUGUCCACAUCCUUCAGUGGCUCCCACCCCCUCCAGGGAAAAGCCCGAACUCCACCCCUCCUGAUGGGGCACCUCCCUCCACCAGCUCUCCUCUCCCUCAGCAGCUUCGGCAGCCUAGCCCUGCCCCAGCACAAGCUGUGCCCCUCAUCACCCCCAGCCUGGAAGGUCUAGUCCAGUCAUGCGAACCUAUGACACGCAUGUCAGAGGUGACACACUAACUCAUUUUUUUGGUUGAUUUUUCUUUGUUAAAUGGCAUUUAAAUAUAUAAAAUAA